ACCUGCGUACGUUGGCUGCGUCGUAACCAGGAAGCUUGUCAGCUGAAAGACUGGUACUUCGUGAAGUCUUACCCAGUUUAAGGUUUUGUGUAUUUGUUUUGCUCGCCACUGCCAGGAGACUUGCCAUCAUGUCAGGUUAUGACCCUAAUCCCUUUGCGGCGCCUGUGGAUAUCAACCCCUUUCAGGAUCCUUCAGUCACCCAGCUUACAAAUGCAAGUCAAAACAGUAUUGGAGAAUAUAACCCCUUCACAGAAAACACCAGGCUGACUAAUCCAAAUCAGCCUACAGUCCCGGCCACAAAGACCACGACCCCUUCGCAGCCUGCGAUUCUGCAAACAUCAGUUGAACCCACUCCACAGACUACAGCAGUUGCAGCCCAGGCCAGCCUGCUGAAACAGCAGGAAGAGCUGGAGCGAAAGGCUGCUGAGCUGGACCGCAAAGAACAGGAAAUGCAAAACUUAAGUUUUAACCCAAGACAAAAUAAUUGGCCACCUCUGCCAAAGAUAUGUCCAAUCAAACCCUGCUUUUACCAGGACUUUUCUGCUGACAUCCCAGCUGAUUAUCAGAGAACAUGUAAAAUGUUGUACUACCUCUGGAUGUAUCACGCACUUACUCUUUUCUUAAACUUCUUAGCCUGUUUGGCUAUGUUUUGUGUGAACACAGCAACAGGAGUGGAUUUUGGUCUUUCCAUUUUAUGGUUUGUGCUUUUCACACCUUGUGCAUUUCUGUGUUGGUACAGGCCAGUUUAUAAGGCUUUCAGGUCUGACAGCUCAUUCAACUUCUUUCUGUUUUUCUUCGUAUUUUUCUGCCAAAUUGUGAUCUAUAUUAUUCAGGCUGUUGGAAUUCCUGGCUGGGGUGACAGUGGCUGGAUCCUUGCAUUAUCUAUGAUUAAAACUAAUACUGCUGUUUCAGUCAUUAUGAUGGUGGUGGCAGGAUUCUUCACUAUGAAUGCUUUGCUUGCUCUUUUCCUACUAAAACGGGUUCACUCUUUGUACCGCAGGACUGGUGCCAGUUUCCAGAAAGCACAAGCGGAGUUUUCACAAGGUGUUUUCACGAACCAGUCUGUCCGAAAUGCUGCUUCCACAGCUGCACAUAGUGCCUUCCAGUCAAACUAAGCACAUCAAAAGUUUUCUGUUUAAUUCAGUUUCCCUUUAUAAAAGAUGCACUUUCUAUUGUUAAGUUGUAUAGUGUGUCUGUACAAUGAUAUUGCAAAUGGUUUCUUUCAUUUUAAACUAAAAGUUAAAAAACUAAAGUAUUUGUUAUCAUAGCUCAUUAUGGAAGCACUCUUACAGUUCAGUUUUGCUUUCUUUCUUUUUUAUUCCCAUUGUUUUGAAGCUUUGCCAUGAAGGAACUAGUUUUGAUUCUUACUAAUAAAAAAAAAAAUGGCUAUAUUUUGACGAGAUUACAGUUUUUCAAAAUAAGGAAUAUAUUGUAGUUUGGAAAAAAAUGAGUCAGUUUCUCCUUAAAGUAUGUUAUAUUGUUACAGAGGAUUUGUUUUCACUUAGAAAAGAUGUAGCAAAUAUCCAUGAUACUAGUCCACAUCUUGAACAGAUGAUUUAGUGUUUCACUUUUGUGUAAUAGAUAGGAAAACUACUGGAGCAACGCCUAAGUAUGUGGUGUACAUCAAAAUAUUUAGCAAACUAUAUUCAAGGCAAGUUUUCACUACAUAUUGUAUCAUUUUGAUUGUUAACCUUGAUGCUGUGAUUGGGGAAAGUAUUUUUAUGUAAAAUAGGGUUAUUUCCAUAUUUGUUUGCUUAAUAUUUAACUCUGGUAUAUUAUCACAGUGGUUGUUUUUAUUGUUGGAAUUUUGUCUUCAGUGCAGCAUCUGGUAUACGCUAGAAACAAAAAAAGGUUUAAAAAUAAAUGGCCCAUACUUGUGCCAAUAACAGAACACUAGUUUUUGUUUCUAACCUCUUUACCCCCCCCCCCCCUAGACAGACUGAGAUAUAAAGGCCUUCUUAUAGAAAGCCACCAAAACUAUUUUAAGGUUUCCUAUAUCUGAAAUGAUUGUCUUGUUUACUGAUUGGACUACCUACAUUUUAAGUAUUUUAGGCAAAAUACUUAGAGUAUUUAUGAGCCCAAUUUACAGAGAAUGCUUUGUUAAAGAAAACGGUAUUGUUGGAGAUGCUCUUUAUAGUGGGAACAGCAUAGUUGCAAUAAGAAGAAAAUUUGUUCGCUCCUUGCAUUUGAAAUUCUCAGCACAAUAUGCACUGUUUUGGUGAUGGCAGUGCUGGCAGUACUAAGAUAUUAUUGUAUUCAUUUCUGUACUGUCCAUUUUUUUGCUUUCUUGAAGGGAAUUGUGCUAACCAAGUUUUAAUUAGUUCUGUUUUUGGUAUUAUUUACUGUCCAUUUUACUUUUAGAUUUGUUUUGUCUGUGCUGGAAGUUACCAUGUUUAUUCAUUAUUCUGUUGCAUUGAAGGCAACGUAUGAGUUAAAUGGUAAUUCAGCCUUGGAUCAAAAAAAUGUAUAUACUGCAUGAGCAAUACCAGCCAACCAGUUAGAGACUCUACUUCUAUUUCCUUUGUGAACAUAGAUGUAUACAUUCCUGUUUUCGAGAUACCUCCCCCCCGAAGCAAUUUAUAGAAAGAUAAAUCAGGAUGAGUAAUGAGGCAGUACUCUUGUCUGAAGUUUUCUAGUUCUUUUAUCCUAGGCUAGCCCCAGCUGUAGCAGGCAAAGUUGAUAAAAUCACUUUUAGGUUUUUGGUUGGGUGGCCUUUAAACUGAAUGGAAAGUUCCACUUUAUAAGCUUUGUGAUGGUGCAUAGGAAGUUGAUUCUUCCUGGUAGGUGUUUUGUGUAUGCAUUGAGUGAAUAUAUGAAGCUGAGUAUAUGAAUCCAAGACGAAUAUUUUUAUCCUAGAAGUUGAGAUUUCAUCUUUUACAUUUAUUGCUGUUAUGCUGUAUUUUUUCAGAACUGUAGCAAAAUACAUUUCACUAGAUGCAGAUGCUGUUUUCCUGUUUUAGUGAAGAUUUGUAAUCUCUGGUAAAUUAAACUGUUCACUAACUGCUUGUAUGCAAAAGUUGUGCAGGAAGUUCAAGUGGCCACUUUUGUUACAUAACUAUUCUUUGGCAGUCCAAGUUGGAAAGUAAUAGUCGCACAGUAAAAACUCUUCCAUCUGAAUCUCUCCGUCACUGUUGUAUAAUAAUUCAUUUCUUUUUAUAGACCCAAAGGCUGGAGUUUUUACAUUAUACAAUGCAAUGCAAAGAAGCCAUUAGAAAUCAGUCAGUCCUCUUUUUCUGCCUCACCAAAUGUUUAUAUAAUUGGUAGCAGAAUUUCUUACUGUGCUCGGCUUGGGUUUUUUUUUUUUUUGGCUAUAUCCUGAGCUUUCCUGUUAAGAGUUGCACUUUAUGUAAGCAUUGAAGUUUGUAAGAAUCAAAGCCAGAUAUGCAGGAUGCAACCUUUUAAUGUAUAUAUUUUUUCACUAUAGUGUCUGCGUAAUCUUUUUACUCAGAAAAGGGCCUUCAGUUACCACAGUUUAAAAUAAGGACUAGUGGUGAACCCAGUCAGAAUUAAUCAGAGCUCAAACUCUGACUUUGAAGUCCUUCUGUAGUGGCUAACUCUUGGGAUUUCAUUGUCUAAUAACUACAGCUUGGCACAUUUUUGAAUAUUCUGAGAUUGCCAUGCUUGGGGAGCAUGCACACUUCCUUCCAAGACACUGUAUAUGUUCAAAAGCUGGGUAAGGAGAGUGAAUUUAGCCCAUCUGCUCCCCUUUCCUUUUCUGCUGCUUACACAUUUCAGGUCUUGAUCCUAAAGUUCUUCAUGGAAAAGUUUGUGUGUUCCGUCCCCAAGACCUUCCAUAUCUUCCUGUAUUGUGCAGAUCACAAGGCAGGCAUCACACACUCUAUCCACAAGUACAGUGCAGUCUGAAGCCUAGCCAUAAGUGCUAGUGCUUUAGGUGGGCUACCCAUAACAGAUGAAGGAAAAUGCUUGAUGUAUGCCUCACCUCUUUCAAAAUAGUGAUUCUGGAAUUGUGCUUCAUUGAAGGACCAAUAAUGCUGCAGGUCAGUGCCCAAAAUGCAUCAGAGGCAUCUGUUUGGAAACCAGGGAUAGUCUCAUCUUUCUAUUACUAAAUAUGAUCUCUCAUUCCUUGUGAGUUGCAGCUUUAGAGAGGUGUCGGUCUUCUAUCUCAUGUUAGCCCAAAGUAAAAAGAGAAUGAGGUGCAUCUCAGCAACCACCUUAUGGUGCUUCCUGUGAUGCCUGCACCACUGCACCUACAUAUGAGCAGCUGGAACAUACCAACACCUGAGUUGCAUAAAUGGAGCAGUCUGUGGAGUCACUAGCUGUUGGGAUAUUGACACACUCUGAACCAAGGAGUCUUCUUCCUAUGCCUCAUGCAAGGACUUGCUGUCUAGCGCAAGAAUGAGGAGAGCCCUUAAGCUUCAAGCUGUGCUGCCUUCCCUGGGUCUGUCAUUGAAGUUCCUAAGGAAGGCAACUUUUCUAGCCCAGUAGUUGCAGCUGUGACUGCACUGUAAGACUGACCAUGGUGGACACAUUUGUCAGUAAACACCAGUGAUUUUUGACAGGAUCCUUGGUGGGGCCAUGUCUUAAAGUUUUAGGACCACCCCCCCAAAAAACAGUUUCUCUGGAAAGUAAGCUGUCUUUGCAGAGCUUUUUUAAUAGGCUCAGGGGCUAAUCAAGAGCCAGGCUGUAGAGCCUAUUAUUUCUCCAGAGAAAGGCAAAGGUUUGCUCCUAUAGUUUCUUGUUUUGAAGAAAACAGGAUAUUUCUGCGUCAACUUGUUCCUCAGCAACUGAAUUUAGCAUGUCUGGUAUAUCAGAUUUCAAAUUAUAAGUCUCCAGGUGACGUUGUUUCUGCUGCCACAGGGAUACCACAUGGCACCUGGAUUGUAUUUCUAGAUAUAUUAUUGUCUGAGGUCCACACAGGAGAGUUGCUUGUCUGAUGUGGGUGGGCAUCACUUUUGGUAACAGUUCAAUUAUUCUACCUUGCCUCUGAAACAAGAAUGUUUACUACAGUGGUAGGCAGGAUGGUGAAAGCCUUGGAGGAGAGAGAUCUUUUUUUCUGUUACUUAGAUGACUGGCUUCUUGGUGGGCCCCAUAUUAGAGGACUCCCUUGUAGUAUUUGCGGCUUGGGCACUUCUGUAUUUGCAGAUCCUGGAACUUUUCAUUUACUGGGAGAGGUACACUCUGAUACUGAGUCAGAAUAUAGCCUUCAUCAGGAUUAGAGUUUCUUGCCUUUUAAUGCUGGUCUUUUUUCCUCUAGGGAAGAUGCAGGAACUUGUAGCUUUGGCAGCCUGAGCAAGGACCUAGUAUAUGGGCCAUUUUUAUCUCUUCAGUUUCUCUUGAAUCUUAUGAUAGUCCCAGUCCUCUGCAUUCCAUUUGAACACCUGCGGCUGUGAGAGGUAGUGCAGUGGGCACUCAGAUGUCUGUAGAUGUAAAGCCAUCAUGUGCUAAUGGACCUUGUUUAUUGCUAGACCAUUUUCAUUGACUUUGUGAUAGCCAAGUAUCAUACUUUCAGUACAACCCUUCACUGCUACAGCAGAAUGUGUUGCAUUUCUUGAUAGUGAAUGUUUCACUGUCUGGAUUGGGAGACUAUCGCAGCUCUUGUAUGACUGGGGGAAAGUGAAUUGCCCAGAAAAAGGAGAUCCACAAAAAACAGAGCUAACAUCAGUGCCUCUCAUCCUCAAAACACUGGCUGGAAAGUUGAGACUAGAGCUUCCUCUACUUCUGUCAGACAAACAGGCGAUAGUAUGGUAUGUCAACAAGCAGGAAUGGCAUGUGCCUGUACUUCCUAUUGAAAGAGGUGAUGUGGGUCUAACACUGGGCCGUAGACUUGAGCAUCGCAUUAACAUUUCUUCACAUCCUUGUCCAAAUUCUUUGAGCUACAUCUCCAUGUCUCUCCUGGAGUAAUUUAGAAUUCUUGUCUGGUCAAGGUCAUUCCACAGUUCACCACAGUUCUGCUCAUUUCAACAGGGUAAUGGAGUUGAUGAUUGAUGCACUGUCUCUCUUGAAGCAGAAAUUAAAUCUUUCUCACUGUUCUGUUGUGGUUGAGAAGGGUGUGGUUUCAGGUCCUUGGUUGUACAGAAGACUGUCUAGUACAAGCCAAGAAAGUCACCUGCACAAAUUGUGGAAGUAAUCAGUUGCACAUUACAUGCUGACUGUUUCACUAGAUACCUAGAUGCAGAUUUUCCACUAGGUGUCCUGAGAGAUGUACCUAGCUGCAGAUUUUCCAUUAGGUGUCCUGAGAGAUAGCUGAAGCAGUCAGGAGGCAUUCUGCUCUUGAGACAUGGUCUGUUUAGCAAAAAUGUUUUGGUUAGAGAGAAAAUGUUGAUUACAUCAUAAAGUUUGCUCAUGUUCAUGCAUUUGAAGGCUUUCCAUGUACAUCAGUGGCUCAGAUACAAUAUGCACUAGCCAUUACAAAACCAUUUCUGAGCAUCAGAGUUAACCAAAUAUUUUCAUGACUGAAGAGGGUCAAGGGGCUAAUACUCAAGAUUAUUUUUAGUACUAUGAAAGUAGAACCAGUGGAGUUUUGUCACCUUAUGAAUGAAGAAAGCGUGCUUCCACAUCCCUGCCUACUGGAUUUAUAGACAGUUCCUCAGAUUCAUAGUGGAAAAAGUCACGCUACCAUCUUAUACUUUGCCAUUCUGCUUUUGUAUUACAUGCAACAUUUUCACCAAAUACAUGACCCCAGUGUUUGUCCACUUGUGUCUGAAGUUUACCCAUGACUUGGUCACUGCUUAAUAAAGGCCCCUUCAUUUGGGGAAUUCCGGAAAGGCUCAGAACAUGAUUAAAUGAUGUCUUCAGAGUGUAGGAAUGUCAGUAAAUGCAUGGAAGUCUGACCAAAGUCCUGCAGUACCAAAGAAUUUCUUAAGAGCCAUGAAAAACUUCUGUUUAUUUUAAAUGAAAGCCACCACAGUGUGGAGUGCAUGCCUUCUUUCUUGCAUCCACAUGACUGAUUACAUGUAAAACUGGUCCAUUAGGAGCAUGUUCAAUUACCUAUCUCUGCAGUGACCAUGGAGUUCAUUGGUAGCAUCUCCUGAUCUUCAAGAUCCCAUUUGUCCCACUAGAACCAGGCCAGAUGCUAACAAUGUAAGAUUGGGGUAUACAUGAAGAGCGCAAUUUUAGCAGUUUUAAAUUUUGUACCCCUUAUUUCAGGGAACAAAAGAAAGAAGCAUAUUAAUCUGAAGGAAAUUGUCAUUCCAAUACACCAUGCUAGCUUUCAAGUUGAUACUGAAACCAGGAACUCUGAAUAGUGUGACAGACAGCUUCUCACAAUAAAAGUUCCCUGUGUAGACCAACCAAUUUCAUCUGGGUUCUGGCAAUGAAUCUUGAAUUUAAAGCAACAAGCAGUUUGCAUCCACACCAAAAAAAAAUCUGUAGAAGGCACAAUUAGCAGGGAAGACGUUAGCACUGCAGUAAUGGGUUUUAGUGCAUCCUUUUUUUUUUUGGAGGGGGGUUAACCUUCCCAAAAUCGCCAUUAAAAUGAGCAGCGAUCACCUAGUUGAUUUUAGAAAAGUCAUAAAUUUGGGAGCCUGGAUUGCUUUGCACUGGUAGAAUCACAUGGCCUUGAGAAAGACACUUGCCCUUUUCCUGAGGGGUCUAGCCUCAAAACAUUUAAGUAAUGCACCAUAUGAGGGGGUGUAAAGGGGGAUUGCCCCACACCUUUGAAGUAAUGUAUUCAUUUUAGUUGACUGUAAAGCAGUUGAUUAUUUCAUUAUUAAAUUUGUGGAUGGGGAGCACAUUUUGAACUUCAUAAGGAAAUGGGGAUAACCAAAGAUAGACCUCUUCAAAUCCAAACUGAGUCAUGGUAUCCAUUCACAUGGGGUACAAACAGCAGCACCUCUUAUCCUAGUAGUGCUCCAUCAUGCAAGAAGUACAAAUGUGCUAGUUUCACCAAGAUGUGCUAGAUGGCAAUAGAAGAGAGAAGUCUUUCCCCUAGGCUUCCAACUUUUUACCUGGUAUGAUAGCAGCCUUCAACCAGACUUCAGUAGUCAGAUACACUAAUUUCUGCUGUACUUUUGUAAUUAUGCAUUUGUACAGAGGUCAUGGCUGAAAAGAAUUUUUGAUCCAGUCCACAUAUUUGGUCAACGAAGUAAAUAAAAAAUAAAAUAAAAUGCUCACUGCCUGGAGGAUAAAUCAGGUUGAUACCAUGCAUUUAUUUUCACCAGAUAUCCUGAAUUUUCUCCAAAAAAGUAUAAGAUGAGACCUGUGAAAUCAUUUUUGUCAAAAUGGACUAUGCUGUCAAAUUAGUAUGAAGAUGUGGGAAUCCAUUUCACCCCUACCCUAUAGCCCAACUCCUACUGUACCUCUCAGACCUGUUAAAGCUGGUCUGCUAUUCUGUAAAUGUGCCUAUAUAAGCCAUCAUUGCCCGCAUCUCACUGGAUCCCCCAUUAUCUGCUAAUACAGAGGUGGUAGGCCCUCAUAUUUGGAGGCCUAGAUGCCUGCACAUUCCUUCAUUAAUUUUCCUGUACCUGCUUUAUCCUAUUCAAAUCCCCAAGGUAGCCAGCAUAUCCCAGCAAGCAGCAGCAGCUGCAAGGCAAUGAAUCAGUCUAGUUUGAUGUAAGCAUUUUAGAAGAUCACUGAUUCACCUGUCUGCAUGCCUUUCAGAUGUGGAAGAUUCUAGACAGCCCAGUAAAAAUCAGUGUGGGUACAGAAAGUAUAUGCAGACUUUGUAUAGAAGUCAUCCCAGACAGGAGCUGUGCCAGAAAACAAGCACUCUUUAAUAGCAGUGCUGACCUCUGCACCACUGUGGCUCCUAGCAGAUCUGAAAUGUUAUCCUGGAAAGCUUUUUUCUUCUAGCAGUUGCCUCAACCAUAAUGAUUCUUGAACUGCAGCCUCUAAUGUUUGCAGGGAGCUUUGUAUUUGCUUUCCACAAGGGCAGUACAUCUUGAAGACAAAUCCCUUCUCAUGCCCACUGAUGUUUCUGAAUUUCCUUCGAGCAGAACUUCAGGGUACCAGUUUUCUACCCAAAACCUGAGAAAAAGGGACAGAGGAUUGUACGGUGUAUAUAUAAGCACUUUGUACAUAGUUGUUACACUUGAAAAUCCCCUUAUUGUUACUAUGAAAAUACAAAUUAUUCUUUGGCUGUUCUUUGUAGCACAAUCUGUGCUUUAAGUUUAAACCUUUCUUAUAACCAAACACAGGUUGAUCAGUAAUAGUAUCAUCUAGUUCAGGAAUCUCUCAAUAUGGGCCAAUAUUUCCUUAUGAUAUUCUUCACUGCAGAAGUAUUUUUAUUGUAUAUUAACAACAUACAUGUCUGUUUACAUAUUUGGCAUUCUUGUUCCUAACGCCCAUCAUCAUCAUUAGAUUUAAAAAUAGGUUUGGCUAGGUAGUGUACUGCAUGAUUCUUUAAUAGCAAUUCAUGUAUUGUGUAGUUCUGCAGAGUCAUAACCUCUGGUGAUAAAAUCUUGAACAGUCUUAUCUAAUUGUGUGUCCAUGUUAAUAUCUGAAGUGUUAAGUCUAGCAGCAUGAAGCAUCUGAUUCUUGACUGCAUUUUUAAAAACAGAAGGUGGCUGCAUGCUCAUUCUGUGGAGAUACAAAUUUUUCUUAAACAAUUAUUUUUUGUAUAACAAAGUGUCCAAGCAGCCUUGCUCCCCCUUUAUUAAUUUAAUGUCCAAGAAGUUCAUUUCUUGAGAUGACGAUUCUCACUUAAAUUUUAAAAAAUAAACAGUGUUAGAUAUGUGGUAAAAAAUUAAUUAAAUUCCUCUUCAUUACCCUGCCAAACUAAAAACAAAUAAUCAACAAAAUGUUUAUGAAAAACAAGUUUGUCUCUGUAAGGGUUUUGAGUUGAGAAAACGGAUUGUUUCUCCCAUAUGUACAUGACAAUGUUCGCAUAGGUGUUUGCGACUGGGGUACUCAUUGCUACACCUUUGUUCCGUUGAUACAAUUUUGUUUGAAAAAGUAGUACAUUAUUAGUAAGAACAAGAUAUAAUGCAUCACAUAUGUCUAGAUGUUCAACAUGUAGUCUGAAAACUCUAGAUAUUAUUUUACUUAUUGUGUACUUGUAGAUAGUUGCUGCUGAACUAGUUCGUAUUUGCAGUGGUGAUGAGAUAUAAAAUCUUUUGUGAUGUUACAUUAUAGUGGUGUAUUAUCUUUAGAAUACAUUUCCUGCUUCCUGUUGGGUAUGGUAACUUGGGGAGUUUUAUUUACUGCAUUAGACUUUAGACUUGGGAAUAAGAAUAUUUGUUGGUAGCAUUCUUCAUAGGUCCCAGCCCUAAGAAAGAACAGAAGAUAGCAGAGGAUUCACUCUUUUUUAAGACCAGGCCGAUAACACAAGAUUUGCACUUCUAUAAGACCAGGCUUCCACCUGAUGGCCUCACCAUGUAGUUCAGGCUCAAAAGGUCAGUGACUUCCUCUGGUUGUACCACUUUCCUCUUGGGCAUCCUACAGCAAUGAUUAUGCUAUCUAAACAUCUAUGUGUUUGGUGAGUUCUCAGACAGAACUGUACUUUUGCCUCCUUUACCCCUAGGGGUUAAGGUCUUAAAGUGACAAGGCAAAGCUUUCCUAAACAAUUGCUACCUACCAUUGACAAAUGCUGCUGUCAAAUGCCACUUCAGGAUGUGACUACAACCAGUAUUUGCUUAAAAAUGUCAUAGUUACAGACCAUUAUGCCAUGACAACUUAGUCAUCAGUUCUUGAUUUUGUCAGUGUUAUUGUUUAGAAUGAUAUUCCAAGAAUCACGCUCUCUUUUCAACCUCUGUGUUUCUAGACUAAUCCUUAUUGUAUUUUGCCCCUUAUUCUGUCUUGUAGGAGGUUUCAUUUUCUUUGUUUGACAUUCUUACCAGUAGCUACUCUCUACAGGAGUCAUCUGAAGUCAGAUAUGACAGAUCUGUACUUAAUGCAGCUUUUGAUUUGUGAGGAGUUAUUUUGCAGUGAAUGUUUGUUGCUCACGCACUCUCUGUGUCUGGAUGUUUAUCCAUCCUACAGCUUUGCAUAGAUCUCCUUGUGAGUCAAGAAAUUAUUUCAUGUUGUUUGUUUUGUGGGUUUUGUUCAUUCAUCGGAUAGGUGGACCUUAGUGAUGCCAAAGAUGACUGGUCAUCUCGCCUUACAAAUUACAUUAUAGCAUGUGCAAGUGGUACAAACGUGCAUGCUCCCAAAUGUGAGAAUAAGAGAAAAUCAGACAUUUACCAAGCUAGUAAUAUAAAGAAUCAACAACUGCCUACUACAGAAGGACUCCUCAUAAGUAAAAAUGUGCAGCAGUGAGUGCAUAUUGAUUAUUUAUAGAGACGUGGAGUAGAUCUAUAAAUAUCUGAGAGAAAAUAGAAUGAAUUUAGGAAAGGAAAGGGAUGCUAGAAGGGGAGGAAAUAGUUACAAAGCAGUAACUUUUUAGGCUUGCUGCAUCCAAAAGAAAAAGUUUGGUACUACAGGAUGCAAUCUUCCUUUUAACUUUUGAAGUACUUGUAAACUGUAAAAGCGUACUACUUGAAUAAAUAAUACCACCUUUUCUAAAGUUUAUCUUUCCUGUGGUGGAAUGAAGGCUCUGUCCCCUUUGUGCCUCGGUUGUGAAAUGUAAUUUCAUUAAAAUCGGGGAGGGGGUACUUGAAUAAUUCUGAUACUAUAUUCUUUCAGUAUUGCAGUCUGAGGCAGAUAGUUUAAAAAACAGAAAAUGAAAUGCUAGCCUCUCUUUACCUUUUUGGAUAUUGAAUAAUAUGUUUACUUUGCAACUUAUUUUACUUUCAUAUUGUCACAUCAUGCAGAGAUCAUUUUUACUUUCUUUAUCUUUGCCUUUGAUAAUCUGAUUAUUCACCAGCAAUUUAGGUAACUUGGUUGUAGCUUGCUAGUCUGUUUUUCAAGAUACUGGGAGAAUUUCAGGUUACGGAUAAGCAUUGCGAUGUUUGCAUUUCCCAAAUAUUUUGUAAGUAAAAAUCAUAUUCAUUGUCAGUGUUUCUCCCAGGUUAAUGGAUCUAGUUUCCUAGAUUUGUUUUUAAUAAGUUUCCUGGUGCAAGUAUUUAAUCAUAAGCUGGUGGGUAAUUUCUUUGUUGAAUUUGUAUGGGAUACAUGUUAAGAAAAGGAGAGUGGAGUUAUUCCUUAAUGUAUUUUUUCUAUACAUGUAAAUGUUUAUGCAAUAUCUUUGACCUUUUUGUCCUUAAAUAAAUAUCUUCAUAUAAAAAUUA
This is a messenger RNA of Protopterus annectens (West African lungfish), 12065 nucleotides long. It is a transcript of the gene SCAMP2, whose product is annotated as secretory carrier membrane protein 2. Gene Ontology annotation, cellular component: trans-Golgi network membrane; recycling endosome membrane. Lineage: Eukaryota; Metazoa; Chordata; Ceratodontiformes; Protopteridae. The transcript is spliced from 9 exons. Gene Ontology annotation, biological process: protein transport. The record is from RefSeq and is a predicted model, not a curated record. The coding region runs from base 129 to 1115 and encodes 328 amino acids.